Messenger RNA from Sesamum indicum (sesame), 1546 nucleotides. RefSeq lists its product as uncharacterized. The record is from RefSeq and is a predicted model, not a curated record. NCBI's taxonomy places the organism in Eukaryota, Viridiplantae, Streptophyta, Magnoliopsida, Lamiales, Pedaliaceae.
GAGCUCCUCUUGGUCUGUCCUAAAAUUUAAAAACAAACCUCCGAGACCGUCACCAUCGGUGCCCGCCGCCCCCCUCCCAAAAGCUAGAAAGAGAAGAAAACAAUAAUAAUAGAAAAAUCUCACCAUCUGAUAUAAUUCAUUCCAACUCUUCACCAAACCACACCGGAAAAGGUCGACAAAGAUUAUGGAAAACCAAAAUAAACAAAAGACUUCCCCCGCCCCUGAUUCAGUUUCUGACUCCUCUCCGCAUCACUCCAGACAAGAUAGUGGAGAACACAUCUCGCUCUCGCCGCCGCUGGGUUCGCCGGGAAAAUCACUGUCGGACUAUUCUUCUUCUUCACUUCACUCCAAACAAGAUAGUGGAGAACACAUCUCGCUCUCGCCGCCGGUGGGAUUGCCGGGAAAAUUACCGUCGGACUCUUACUCCUCUCCACUUCACUCCAAACGAAACAGUGGAGAACAUAUCUCGCUGUCGCCGCCGGUGGGCUCACCGGGGAGCUCGCUUGGUAGUCAUUCACUUUCCUCCCAUCAUACGCCGGUCAAUAACAGUCAUGGGUCCUUCCCGGAAGAUGGAAAACCUCAGUCGCCGGAAAGUAAGCCUCCGCCGGCGGUGGUAAGCAGGGAUGUGUUUAAGGAGCCUAUGGAGAACAAGGUUGUGAUCGAGGAGCCCAUGGCGGUGGUGAGCAGGGCGGUCUUGGAGGAGCCUAAGGCCGUGGCGAACUGGGCAGUAGCGGAGGAGCCUAAGGCAGUGGCGCCAAAGACCGAUCCAGCUGGCGGAGUGGUGGAGGAUCGCGGCGGCGACGGAAGCGGUCGGCGGAGGUUCAGACCAUCGCUGUCGAUAUUGAGGAGAGCUAAACGAGAGAAAAUGGUGAAAAGAGCUGCCCUGGGGUUCAGGAUUUUUGGGUUCUUGUUUUGCUUGGUCUCGUUUUCAGUGAUGGCAGCUGACAGAAAUCAAGGCUGGGCUCUUGAUUCAUUUGAGCGAUACAAAGAAUUCCGGUACUGUAUGUCUGUGAAUGUUAUCGGAUUUGUGUACUCAGCAGCUCAGGCAUUCGAUAUAUCAUAUAGCUUAGCCACCGGAAAGUAUAUUGUCCAGCACCAUCAGAGACUCCGAUAUUACUUCGACUUUGCAGUUGAUCAGAUGAUUGCUUAUCUUCUGAUAUCAGCAUCUUCAUCGGCCACUAUUCGGAUUGAUGACUGGCAAUUGAAUUGGGGAAAGGACAAGUUCCCAGAUAUGGCAACGGCUUCCAUAUCAAUGUCGUUCCUCGCGUUUGUUGCCCUGGCCUCUAGUUCUCUCAUUUCUGGCUAUGCUCUUUGCACCUCCAAAACCGUGUAGGUUGCAACUCCCCAUAUGAAUACCAUUUGCCUCUUGCCUCCCAAGAAAUAUGUAGUAAAUUUUGUCUGCAGCAGAGAACUUAUUCAUCUGAAUUCUCCUUUCUGUAUAUACAUAUUUAAUGUGCUGAGAUUUUUGUUUGGAUAACACCAGCAAAGCAUAGUGAUUUUCAAUGAACAGAUUGUAAUAUGACUCCGUGCUUUUAAGUAUUGGUGA